GACAACAACAAUGGCGAACGCUAGAUAUCGUUUCGGCCGUCCAUUCGACCAGGAUGACUCCACCUCAGAAGCUUCAAGUAGCUCAGAUGAUCAGCAUUACAAGACCUCCUACCAGGUCAAUGACAAAAGUUGGAGUGAUGUUAAUAAGUCUCUCCGCCAUCAUGGUCUGGCUGCCGUUAAAGUUCUGCCUCUCUCCCAGGUUUCGUCUUUAUCUGGUAAGGUUGAAUGUUUAGAGGAAGCUGCAUCCUUGGGGCUGCGUGAGAUACUUCUGUCAUUGAUGAAUGACUGUGACCAACGACAAACACUGAUACAUGACCUCAUUACAAAGAAUGACCAGCUCAAAGAGGAUCUAAUGAAACAGUCACACCUCACAGAAAAGUUUCAAAACAAAGCAAAGGACUUAAAGGUGAUGUUGGAGAGCUCCAGAAGUAGGGUUGAGGAGCUGGAGCAUGAAAAACAUGUGAGCAGUUCCCUGGGUAAUGAUGAACUGGAAAGGUCAAGAUCCAAGUCAUACACACCGUCAUCCAGGUGUAAACAACUGGAAGACAGCUGCCAGAAGAAAGAGUUGGAAAUAGAAAAGCUGAGGAGGAAAUUACAGAAAUUAAGUGAUGAGGAAGAAAAACGAUCUUUACGACAGAACCAAAUUUUCCAAGAAUUUAGGAAAAGAACUGCCAGAGCACAUAAUGUUAUGGAUGAGAAGUUAUUGGAUGUGAUAGACUCUUACGAGACCAAGGUGAAUCAUUUACAGAAAGAGCUCAGUUACCUCAGGGCUAUUGAUAAAGACUCUUUACCUCAGCGUUUCAACAAUGGACUCCACUUACACAGUACUGACCUGGUUUCUAGCAGUGAGCAGGGGCUAUUAAAAACUUAUGAAAAGCAGCUUAAAGAAGCUAGAAAACAGUUGAAGAAUCUGGAUGAGAGAAACGAAGAACUCAAACUGGAGUUGGAAGGACGACCACUAAUGAAGGAUUACAGGGCUGCUCAGCAAAGAAUAAAAAAGCUAGAAAAAGUUUUGGCUUCAAAUAAAAUCAGUCUGUCCGGAGAGAAAAGUAGCAAAGACUUGUACCGACGUAAGAGACGAUACAGCACCAGUGUGGAUGAUCUGGAUGUGCUGCCUGUAGAGAACUGUAGAAAGUACCUCAAGGAUCUGUGCAAAGAAAUCGGGGUUGAUGAUGUUGAAGAUAUCAUUUCAACUGUACACAAACAGAAAGAUAGUGAAAAUGAGUUAAACAGGUUUGAAAGGUUUGCCUUAGAUGUACACUAUAUAGUACAGAGUUUAGCCAGCACCUCUGGCAGUAGACGUCACAAACGGGUGAUCUCUAAACAUUCUGAGCAGCUCUCUGAUGAGGGCAUGGACCAUGAUCUAGCUGUCAUAGAGCAAUGGAGGGAGGAUGAAAGACAGUUACCUGGUCUUCAGGAUGCCAUCAAGCGUCUGUCACAUAAAGUGGCCCCGUGGUUACGUCUCAGUUUGUCUGAUGACCUGCCUGUCUGUAAGCUGGUGGCAGUGAUUGAUCGACUCAUAGAGGAUGAGGAUGUACACCAGCUCUCGGGAAAAGAUGAUGGUCUGUCAAAACAACAGCUCAAAGAUAUUGUGUCACACUUCCAGAUGUUGUUUGAAGUACCCCACAUUGCUGGAGUCUUCCCCAGGAUGAAUGACUUGUAUACCAAAUAUGGAGAGGUGCAAAAUGUCCUUCAUACGCUCAGAAAUAUCCUUGGCCUCAAAGAGGAUGCAAAGUCCACAGCUAUUGUAGACUCUGUGGGAAAACUGUGUCAGGCUCACAACUCUACUACUUCAGAUCAGCUGAGACGAUUGUUGCAGGCUGAUGACUUGGACAGUGUCAUUAGACGAUUAGAGGAACAUUCUGUCUUCUUCCCGAUUUUCUAUGAAGUCAUGACAAAGCUAUUAGAUAUUUUGGGUUUAGAAAAGAUGGAUCAAGUCAUUCCUGCAGUAAGAGCACUGAAACUUUUGGCUGCUUGAGAAGCGUUAAAGAAUGCAGGAUAUCCAAGUUCAGGUGCACCAGUCCAGAUUAAAGAAAACCUCGUCUUCAUCUUCCAUUCAUACAGAUUGGUUUCUGUAAACAAUUUGUUAUCAUGUGAAAUUGUAAAUUAGAAAUGCAUGUAUGUAAGUUUUUAUUUGAUACAGUAGGACUAUUUAUUUAUAUAAUAUACACUUAUUACAAAUCAGUGAAAAUAUGUGCUCUUUGGCAGCAAUCUUUAUCAUGAACUUGGUUUGGAUCAAGUCUAAAUAUGAUCCAAGUCAUUAUGAAACCAAAGGCAGGAAAUGAGCCACACACUUUACAAUGUAUAUGCUACAUGGUGCCAAUGAUGAAUCCCCUACAUUUUAUUUUAUAUAAAUGUGAAUGUUUUGUAAGGUGUAGCAGAUGUAGAAUAUUGGUAGCUCUAGUUGGGAAUGUCUGUUUAUAAAUAGUAUUUUGAUGCAUGGUUUAUUAUAAACUACAUGCAAUGCUAUUUUAAAUAAUAAUCAAAUAUCACCUUAAAACCAGUUAAUUUUUAUCUUGGAAUUUCAAAAUAUGGUGUAUUGUAGCACUGUACAUGUAGGUAGCCCAUGUUCAGAUAAUACCCUUACUAGUACAUUCCUAACGGUUCGAAUGUACAUAUACUAGAAAGCCUGAAAAUA
This is a messenger RNA of Liolophura sinensis, 2638 nucleotides long. RefSeq names its product centrosomal protein of 70 kDa-like. Gene Ontology annotation, biological process: regulation of microtubule cytoskeleton organization; cilium assembly. Lineage: Eukaryota; Metazoa; Mollusca; Polyplacophora; Chitonida; Chitonidae. The transcript is spliced from 19 exons. Bases 11 to 1978 code for a protein of 655 amino acids. The record is from RefSeq and is a predicted model, not a curated record. Gene Ontology annotation, cellular component: centrosome. Gene Ontology annotation, molecular function: gamma-tubulin binding.